AUGGCUCAGAAGGUGUCCGUGGGACUACAGCACACUUUCACCGGCGAUCUUGCUUCUUAUUACACUUCGGCAUGCACUUCCGGAUAUUCCUUCAUAUCGGUCGAUUUGUUCCACCCAAAAUCUCAGUGGAUCGCCAGACAUACUGACAACCUCUCUAUCGCUCCAGCUGCGCGAUCUGACUUAGCUUUUCAGAAGGAUGGAAAAAGCUUUGUUAACUGUGUUGUUGGAAAAAUCUCCGCUUCUAUUGACGUUGAUUCCGAUGUACACGUUCUUCGUGCUGCUAGUGAGACAGCGUUGGAGAAGGAGCUGAGCUGGGCUGCGCAUUUAGGCAUUGCGGCUGUCUCGAUCCGUCUAGUUCGUCAGACCAAUGUCAAUUUGGCACGGCUAAUAACUCGCUUUGUUCGUGAGGAGUACACACCUAUUCAACUUAAGGUUCAACUUCUUGUCACUGGAUCUUGUCGACAUGAUGUUGGCUAUGCUGCAUAUCAGCAGUACCUUAAUUGGCUGUGGAAGAAUCGCGGUGCAUUGGAAUUGUAUGAACAACAAUCGAGAGGACUAGAGGAUCAGCUUCAGGAACCACUACAACCGUUGAGGGAUAAUCUAUCAUCGGGUACUUACUCCGUGUUCGAAAUGGACCCCUACAAAUAUCGCGCAUAUGAAGACGCCAUCCACCAAGCUCUCCUGCACCGUUCUGGUCGAAGCAAACUCCUCAAGUGCUCUGGCGACGUAGACUCCACUUUGAUCGCACCGGAGGAUAGUCACCGUUCCGAUGCUUCAGAGGCGGUGGAUGCCGAGGCCCUUCUAGUAGUCAUGGUGCUUGGUGCCGGCAGAGGUCCGCUGGUUCAUGCAACACUCAACGCUGCUGAGCGAGCCAGGUGUCGUGUGCGGAUUUACGUCGUGGAAAAGAAUCCUAAUGCACUAUAUACCUUACAGGAUCGAAUGACCCAAGAAUGGGCUGGUCUAGAUGUUCACCUGAUUCGCGGAGACAUGCGGAACAUUAAGGUCCCGGAAAAAGCCGAUAUCUUUGUCAGCGAGUUACUUGGUUCUUUCGGCGACAAUGAACUGAGCCCAGAAUGUUUGGACGGUGCCCAGCCCCACCUCAAAGAUGACGGUAUCAGCAUUCCCUGCUCAUACACUUCUUACCUGGCGCCGCUUCAUUCCUUGAAGUUUUAUGGCGAAACUAAGCGAUCUCGGGACCAGUCUGGAUUCUCAUCUCCACACGAAACUCCGUACGUUGUUGGUUUAACGAACUAUCAGCUACUAGCCGACCCACAAGAGACUUUCACAUUCCGUCAUCCGAAAGCAGACCUCGACGAACCAAAUUCUCGUUACGUUACCCACCACUUUCAAAUUGAGCAAGAUUCUGUAGUUCACGGGCUUGCUGGAUAUUUCGAAGCGACACUUUUCAACGACAUAACACUCAGCACCCAUCCGGCGAGGCAUAGUCCAGAUAUGGUCUCUUGGUUCCCGAUGGUAUUUCCGCUGGAUCGACCAGUGCAUGUGACUGCUGGCCAACGAGUCACUGUGCAUCUGUGGCGUGUGGUCUCUUCGCACCAUGUGUGGUACGAGUGGGCUCUCAGUGAACCGUGGCCGGUGCGAAUUCACAAUAGCGCUGGACACGCGUACAAGAUAGCUUUGUGA
Dicrocoelium dendriticum is the source of this 1641-nucleotide messenger RNA. Lineage: Eukaryota; Metazoa; Platyhelminthes; Trematoda; Plagiorchiida; Dicrocoeliidae. The record is from the annotation of a GenBank genome assembly.